Molecule: messenger RNA, 1677 nt
Organism: Psilocybe cubensis
Lineage: Eukaryota; Fungi; Basidiomycota; Agaricomycetes; Agaricales; Agrocybaceae
Product: Cytochrome P450 67
Exons: 11
Coding region: 1-1677 (558 amino acids)
Molecular function (GO): monooxygenase activity; heme binding; iron ion binding
Source: RefSeq, a predicted model, not a curated record
AUGGAUCAUCUGCUGUCAUUUACCGGCUCCAAAUCAGGAGUUGUAGCUGCUGCAGGCAUUAUUGUUCAUCUCAUUUAUCGACAAUUGGAGCCACGCCAAUUUUCUGUUGCAUUAGUCCUUAAUUUUGGAGUCCCGUUGGCGCUCUCUGUAUGGGAACCCUAUCAUAAAAGCUUUGUAUUGGAGGCUUUGAGAGUUUUCCCCCUAUUCUGGUUCACAUUAGUGGCAUCUAUUAUCGCAUAUCGUCUUUCUCCAUGGCACCCACUGGCUAAAUACCCAGGCCCACUCCUAGGAAAGGUCUCCAAGUUUUACAUCGCAUUUCGGUCUUUGGGAGGUAAACAGCACAUAUACCUUGACACGUUACACGGUCUAUACGGUAGCGUUGUAAGAAUUGGGCCAAACCAAUUGUCGAUAUGUGAUGUAGAUGCUGUGAACCCAUUACUAAGUAAUCCAGGAGUACCCAAGAGCCAAUUCUUCGAAGGGCGAAUGGCUGUUGUUGAUUCGGUGACUUCACUCAUUGCCACUAAAGACAAAUCCGAGCAUGCGCGUAGACGCCGGCCAUGGGCGAGAGCUUUCAAGGCUGACUCGCUUAAGGGAUACGAGGAUAUGGUCAUCAAAAGGUCGGCACAGCUGGUGGAUUUGUUAGACAGUUCGAAAGGCGUUGUAAACAUUUCCCAGUGCUUGUCUUACUUUGCAUAUGAUAUUAUGAAUGACUUGGCGUUUGGAGGUGGGUCGGAAAUGAUGGCUCAAGGGGAUGUCACUGGACUUUGGCACUUGAUGGAAGCUGGUCAAGAGAACGCUAUGUUUAUGAGCCAUGUUCCCUGGUUGGGAAAGUGGCUACUCCAAUAUCCUCAGCUAUUUGCAAAGGAUAUCCAAGCAUUCAGUACAUAUGCUCGAUCACGGGUAGCGGCAAGAAAGGCUGAAGGAUCUUCCUACAAAGACAUAUUCUAUCAUUUGAUUGAUGAAGGCGGCGUAUCGAAUGAGCCCCCAACAGCUGCAGAAAUUGCUAGUGAUGGCGGUCUCGCUAUUGUUGCUGGAUCUGAUACAACAUCUACUGCCUUGAGCCACCUGUUUUACUUUUUGAUGCUCAAUCCAACGGCAUAUAGGCGCUUACAGGCGGAGGUCGACACCUUGGCCGAUGAUAUUCAGAAUACCAGCAAGCAGGCACAUAUGUCAUACCUUAACGGUGCCAUAAACGAGACAUUACGGCUUUUACCGCCGGUACUCGGAGGUUCCCAACGUGAAACGGCAACUGGGAGUGGGGGAAGUAUGAUCGGAUCAUACUUUCUUCCGGAGGGUACUACCGCAUCUAUUGCAACUUACAGUCUGCAUCGCAGUCCUCGCUAUUUUGCUCCAGAAACUGAAGCAUUCCAUCCUGAGCGAUGGCUUCCUGAAGAAGACCGGGUUAAACUGGAACCCAAGAUAUUCGGCAACCCAGACAACUUCAUCCAUGACACGAACGCAUUUAUCCCCUUCUCACACGGGGCAGCCAACUGCGCCGGAAAAAACCUGGCGUACAUGGAGAUGCGCAUGGUCGUGUGCAUGAUAAUGCAGCGGUUUGAUAUUGAACUUGCAAAGGGGUAUAAUCCAGCUCAAUGGUUGGACGACAUCAAGGACUACUAUGUCAGUGUCAAGGGCGCUCUUCCUGUCGUGCUCACACCACGUAAUUUGUCCAUGUAG